Trichogramma pretiosum is the source of this 615-nucleotide messenger RNA. RefSeq names its product zinc finger protein 711-like. The coding region runs from base 1 to 615 and encodes 204 amino acids. The transcript has 3 exons. The record is from RefSeq and is a predicted model, not a curated record. Gene Ontology annotation, cellular component: nucleus. Gene Ontology annotation, molecular function: DNA-binding transcription factor activity, RNA polymerase II-specific; RNA polymerase II transcription regulatory region sequence-specific DNA binding. NCBI's taxonomy places the organism in Eukaryota, Metazoa, Arthropoda, Insecta, Hymenoptera, Trichogrammatidae. Gene Ontology annotation, biological process: regulation of transcription by RNA polymerase II.
AUGCAGCUCUUCUGUGACACGCUGUCGAUCGAGGUCUGGCGCAAUUGCAAGAGGCACCUGUGCUGCCUGAAGUGCGCCAAGCGAUUCAGCGACUGGCGCUGCUUGCGCAAGCACAUGAACUUCUUUUGCCAGAUCGAUCCCCUAUAUCAGUGCCCGUACUGCAUCUACAGGGCGCGUAAUAAAAGAGCUGCAAUGGUCAAAAAAGAAAUUUUAAAGGGCUCUAGUGAUCUGUUCCUGAUAUCGUCGUCGAAGCUGCUGAACACGAGCGCGACCUCGUCGACGCCGGGCACCCCGGCCAGUCAGAGUCCCGCGAGCGCGAGCGGCGGCGCGUCCGAGCCCCAGCAGCACCACAAGUGCAAGCACUGCGGAGCGACUUAUCAGGUGCGCUCGAUGCUGGAGCGACACUUGGCGCGCACCUGCAAGCGGGUGCCGCGCUCCGAGAUCUACCAGUGCAACUUCUGCGCCUAUCAAAGCACAUACAAGGCCAACAUCGAGCGUCACGUGCGAAAUCUCCACGACACCAUGCAGGCCGACUACAAGUGCGAGCUGUGCGACUUCAAGAGCAAGUACCUCUACUGCGUGAGGCGCCACAUGAAAACCUUUCACCCCCAGUAA